AUGCUUCUAUUAAUAAAUAUUAUUGCUUGUUCUUAUAAUAAUUACAAUUAUGAAAAGAAAUUAACUACGACUAAGCAGGUCUCUAAUAAUUCAAGUUAUUGUGUAGAUCAAAGAUUUAAUGAACUAGAACAAAAUAGUCAUAAUUUUACAAAUGUAAAUAAAUCGUCCGUUUUUUUAGGAGAACCAGAUUGUACAUUUUUUAAUGAUCUUUCCAAAACGUGUAAUCAACAAAAACAGUGUACAACCGAACCAUUAAAUACUAGUGGUGCACAGUCACUAAAUUUUAAUACAGCUGAAAGCCAUUCCGAUGACACAUAUUUAAUUAACCAACAUAAAAAACUCGUACAGUACAACGGCCUUCUAAGUUAUUUAAUUGCUAAAUGGUUUAAACUUGAUUCUAAGUUUAAUUAUAAAAACUAUAGACUUCAAAUGUUAAGAGGUAAUUUUUCCAAAUCGUAUGAUGAAUAUGUAUUACUUACAAAUAAAUGGGAAUAUUGUUGGAAACAAAUAGCAUUUGAUUAUGGAACUAGAUUUAACACUUUAGUUAAAACUCUAAAGAUGGCACAAAAUAUUACGGAUAUUAUAACAGGAUAUAUAAGGUUUUUACAAUUAUUAUCUAAAAACUGUAUGAGUUUAGCAUCAACUAAUUUCAGGGAGGAUAUUUAUUAUAAAGAAAAAAUUAUUACACUCCUGUAUAAUAGAGAGAAAAUUAAAAUAUUGCACGACAGAUUUAACUUAAAAAAUAUAAUAGAUACUAUAAGUUAUCUCUUAAAUAUAAAAGCAGUUAAUUCUGGACAGAAAACUUUGGUUUUAGAUAUUUUACGAUCAAUUUGGUUAAGUAUUUCUAAGGCGGAAGAAGUUUAUAAAGAAAUUAUUGUUUUUAACUGUUUUCAAGUAAAGUUAAAUCAAAAAUAA
Molecule: messenger RNA, 915 nt
Organism: Vairimorpha ceranae
Lineage: Eukaryota; Fungi; Microsporidia; Nosematidae
Exons: 1
Coding region: 1-915 (304 amino acids)
Source: RefSeq, a predicted model, not a curated record